Molecule: messenger RNA, 2266 nt
Organism: Diospyros lotus (date-plum)
Lineage: Eukaryota; Viridiplantae; Streptophyta; Magnoliopsida; Ericales; Ebenaceae
Product: mitochondrial outer membrane protein porin of 34 kDa-like
Exons: 6
Coding region: 208-1038 (276 amino acids)
Biological process (GO): monoatomic anion transmembrane transport
Cellular component (GO): mitochondrial outer membrane
Molecular function (GO): voltage-gated monoatomic anion channel activity
Source: RefSeq, a predicted model, not a curated record
GCGGCCAUUCGACGGUCAGGAUUCACGGGAGGACGCCCAGCACAGUAGCGGCAGUUGGCACAGAACUCGAGAAAGGGACUGGAGAAUUAGGGCUUUUCCGUCACGAAAAAAGCUCUGGCCACCGCCACCAGCUAUUCGUUCAAAUUGAGCAUUUUGGUUCGUCUCGUUCGAAUCAUCGCUCGUGGUCUCCAUUUCUGCAACAAAAUCAUGGGCAAGGGUCCAGGUCUCUACACUGAUAUUGGCAAGAAAGCCCGAGAUCUUCUCUACAAGGACUACCAGACCGACCACAAGUUCAGUGUUGCGACCUACUCGCCAACUGGAGUUUCUAUUACUUCAUCUGGAACGAAGAAGGGUGAUCUGUUUCUUGCUGAUGUCAAUACUCAGUUGAAGAACAGUAAUAUUACAACUGAUAUCAAAGUGGACACAUAUUCCAAUCUCUUUACUACGAUCACGGUGGAUGAACCUGCUCCUGGAUUGAAGGCGAUCUUAAGCGUCAAAGUUCCUGAUCAAAGGUCUGGCAAGUUGGAACUUCAAUACUUGCAUAACUAUGCGGGGAUAAGCACAAGUGUUGGUUUGACAGCAAAUCCCACUGUCUAUUUCUCUGGUGUGAUUGGGACUGAUGGUGUUGCACUCGGGACUGAUGUCUCCUUUGAUACCAGUACAGGGACCUUCAUCAAGUGCAAUGCUGGAUUGAGCUUCUCAAGUGCUGACCUUAUUGCUUCAUUGACCUUGAAUGACAAGGGUGACACACUGAAUGCAUCCUACUACCAUACUGUUACACCCCUGACUAAAACAGCUGUUGGGGUAGAGGUGUCUCACAGCUUUUCAACCAACCAGAACACCAUCACUGUCGGCACCCAGCACACAUUGGACCCGCUGACCACAGUGAAGGCACGGGUUGACAACUUUGGCAAGGCCAGUGCUCUCAUCCAGCAUGAAUGGCGCCCGAGGUCACUUUUCACCUUAUCUGGAGAAGUGGACACCAAGGCUAUUGACAAGGGUGCCAAGUUUGGGUUGGCCUUGGCACUAAAACCUUAGGCAGGCCACUCACGUUGGGAGCAAUAAUGUGGGCACGAGGAACUCGUAUAGUUAGUUGCCUGUUUACACUUCUAUCAUUUGAUUCUCAUUGAUUUUGUUCGUUUUUGCACUGCAAAAAUAAUGUUAGAUGGUUUUCUGAAUUCCCCUUGGUACUUACCUCUUACAGUCUGUUCAAGCCUUGUAAACUGUGAGAAACACAUGAUAUUGAAGAGCAUUAAGAUUUUCUUCAGCUCUAGUGUUGCUUAUAGUUUUGCUAUCUAGCUGUCUCUGCACCGAGGUUUAAUUAUUGUUUGCCAGCCCUAGAUGCUUUUAAAAUGAUUUAGUUUGCCUUCCAAAAUCUGAUUAUCUUUUCUGUUUUUGUGUCUUUUUAGUCAGUUGAAUCAGUUGUUUGAUCAUGUAUGAGCCUAAAAAGUAUUGAUAGUGUGGAUGCAGCUGGUCCUGUUCUGAUCCUCCAUGCCACUCUAGAUGCUUUUAUGAUUUAAAUGUGGAAUUUUAUAUAACCAAUUUUAGUGUUUGACUAAACAUGUGAAGAUUUAUCAUGCUCUUCUUGUAAUGAUAAGGCUCAUGGAAUUGGUUGGUUGCCGCUUUUUCUGUAUUAUGUUAUCAGGUUGCCAGAGGUUAUUAAACAUUUGAACUCUUCUUUAACCUUAAGAAACAGAGGGCCCACCAUUGCUAGAUGCAGAGAUUAGAAAGGGACUGGAAUGGAUAAUUAUAAAAAAGGGGCUGACUUCUUCUGGGGAUGAGAUUUGUGAAGCCUACUUACUACUACCCACAAACGUGUCAAUCAAUUCGCAUCCCCGGACAGAAUUUCAAGAUAAUUUUUAUUGCUCAUCCACCAAUCAGAAUGCUGAUGAAGACCCACACAAAGAAAGUCGAUGGCAGCGGAUGCACAUUAGUUGACUGGUAAAUGAUUUCGUCGGAAGGAGGAUAUAUUAUUAAGAUAUCGGAUGCGUGUUUCCUACCACUACCAACCAUGCAUCAGCCCAAGGAUGAUUCAGAGAAUAGAACGACAAAUAAAUCGCACGAAAUGUAACGAUAAACAAUGAGCUCUACUUUAACCAACCCGAAAAGGGAAAACACUGCUGUUCCAGUUCAUUAAAGCUCUCGAGGAAAAUAUUCAACCGCAGGACAGCCGGAACAGAGUAAAAGCACGCAAACGAGAUACAAAUCCAACAACUGUUCCAUGCAUCACCACUAGAUCUACUACAUUUUUUUUUUUUUUUACAAA